Molecule: messenger RNA, 414 nt
Organism: Ilex paraguariensis (yerba mate)
Lineage: Eukaryota; Viridiplantae; Streptophyta; Magnoliopsida; Aquifoliales; Aquifoliaceae
Source: the annotation of a GenBank genome assembly
AUGGGUGGGGAAGCCAUGUUAAAACCAGUUGCAGGUGCAGUGGGUGGGACCCCUAACCCUCAACCCUGUCCAAAAACCACCAUGACCACCAAACCUCAUCUUUAUCCUCCCUCUUCUUCCUCUCUCAAACUUUCUGUAUCAUCCAAUUCCCCUGCACCCUUUGGAAAAUCUUCUGCUAAGUGUUCUUACGUUGGUGAAUCAAGCACAAACAAACUGGGUUCUGUUGAAGGAAGAGAAGAUAAAAGAGCAAGUGGGUCUAAAUAUGAACAUGUUUUUUGGGCUGUUCCAUCUAGAUCUGAAGUGGAAAAAGCCCUGUCUGAUCUUCUAAGAUCUCUUUCCCAUUUACCAUGGUUAAGUCAGCUUACACUUUACAGUUUACACCCACCUAUAUCCUCUGUAGAAAUUUUGGGUUAA